UUUUCUUACGUUUUGCGUUUUCUCAUAAUCCAAACACAGAAGCAAAAGAAGGGGGGGGGGGAGGAGGUUAAAAAGGUUAGAACUUUGAUUGGUUUUACUCAGGAAAGUUGAGUUUUUUGUUUUUAUUUUUUUGUUGCUUUUGAAAGAAGGAGAGAUAUGGGUGAUAAAGAUGACGGUUUGGGGUUGAGCUUGAGCUUGGGAUGUGCUCAAAAUCAGCCUUCUUUGAAGUUAAAUCUCAUGCCUUUAGAUUCACCACGCAUGCAAAAUCUUCAGCCCAGGAACACUUGGAAUGAGCUGUUUCCGUCUUAUGAUCGACACUUGUAUACGAGGUCAUUUCUUCGAGGAAUUGAUGUAAACCGGGCUGUCAGAACUGUCGAUUGCGAGGAGGAGGGCGUCGUGUCGUCGCCGAACAGCACCAUUUCUAGCAUAAGUGGAAAGAGGAACGAAAGAGAUGACGUGGGUGAUGAAACCGAGGCCGAGAGACCAUCUUGCUCCCAGGCUAGCGAUGAUGAAAAUGGUGCCGCCGGGGAUGCUUCCAGAAAGAAACUCAGGCUUUGCAAGGAACAGUCCUUGUUGCUCGAAGAGACCUUCAAGGAACACAGCACCCUUAAUCCGAAACAAAAGUUGGCACUGGCAAAAGAAUUGAAUCUCAGGCCUAGGCAAGUGGAGGUUUGGUUCCAGAACAGAAGGGCCAGGACAAAGUUGAAGCAGACGGAAGUUGACUGUGACGAUCUCAAGAGAUGUUGCGAGAAUCUGACCGAGGACAAUAGGAGAUUGCAGAAGGAAGUGCAAGAUCUUAGAGCAUUAAAAUUAUCCCCACAGCUCUACAUGCACAUGAACCCUCCCACUACCCUCACUAUGUGCCCGUCUUGUGAGCGCGUGGCAGUUUCUUCUUGGUCGCCGAUGUCAUCCUCUACCGUAGCGGCCUCCUCCACCCCAGCCCCCUCUUCGGCCGUUCCGAACCAACAACAGCCGUUGCCUGUUAGUCCUUGGGCAGCAAUGCAGAUUAGGGUACCCUUUAAUCCUGCCUCUGCAUCUAGAUCAUAGUCACAUCUAUGAACAAUGCUGGUGGGUACUGAUUAGGGUACCAUUUUUAUUAAAGUCCUGUUUCUUUUUGGACUAUGAAAAGGGGAUGCAAAGGGUGGAGUAGUGAUAGAUGCUUAUGUUUAUCGGUAAGCAGGGGAA
This is a messenger RNA of Hibiscus syriacus, 1185 nucleotides long. Its product is annotated as homeobox-leucine zipper protein HAT3-like. Gene Ontology annotation, cellular component: nucleus. Gene Ontology annotation, biological process: regulation of DNA-templated transcription. The transcript is spliced from 4 exons. Lineage: Eukaryota; Viridiplantae; Streptophyta; Magnoliopsida; Malvales; Malvaceae. The coding region runs from base 157 to 1047 and encodes 296 amino acids. The record is from RefSeq and is a predicted model, not a curated record. Gene Ontology annotation, molecular function: DNA-binding transcription factor activity, RNA polymerase II-specific; sequence-specific DNA binding.